UAUGACCGUGGGUGCCUAGAACACUGAAUAAUCUCUAUUUGCCUAUAUAAAACGCGUCGUUAGGUUUAGAUGUUGUGGAAACCCUAGGCAUUACUGAAGGAAACCAAAGCGUCAACCUUUCCUUUGCACAGAGAAGCGUCUGCAUUUCCUCUAAAACAAUGUCGGUUGGAGAGCUCGCUUGCACUUACGCUUGUUUGGCCCUUCACGAUGAUAACAUUCCCAUCACCCCAGAGAAGAUUGCUGCCAUGGUGAAGGCUGCAAACGUGACCAUUGAAUCAUACUGGCCUAGUCUGUUUGCUAAGCUUGUGGAGAAGAAGAACAUUGAGGAUCUCAUCAUGAACGUUGGUUCUGGCGGUGGCGCUGCUGCUCCGGUUGCCGUGGUUGCAUCCGCUGCCCCUGCUGCACCUGCUGCUGAGGAGGAGAAGGAAGAGGCAAAGGAAGAGAGUGAUGAGGAAGGCUUGGGAUUCAGCUUAUUUGAUGAUUAGGAGCUCCUUUCAUCAUGGAUUAUGUUUUUAAUUAGUAAAUUUAGAUAGAACACGUGAUACUGUUUCGCCUGGUACAUGUUUCCUUCAGUUGUUUGAUGCUACAGUUUUAGAUGAGUCUAGGCGCUUUACUAAUGGUUUGUGGUUACUUUUGAUAGAUUUGAUUUGGUUUUAUCGGAUGGUUGUUAGCUUGUUUGUUCAAGCAA
Rhododendron vialii is the source of this 688-nucleotide messenger RNA. Its product is annotated as large ribosomal subunit protein P1-like. Gene Ontology annotation, molecular function: protein kinase activator activity; ribonucleoprotein complex binding; structural constituent of ribosome. Gene Ontology annotation, cellular component: cytosolic large ribosomal subunit; ribosome. The transcript has 4 exons. NCBI's taxonomy places the organism in Eukaryota, Viridiplantae, Streptophyta, Magnoliopsida, Ericales, Ericaceae. Gene Ontology annotation, biological process: translational elongation; cytoplasmic translation. The coding region runs from base 159 to 485 and encodes 108 amino acids. The record is from RefSeq and is a predicted model, not a curated record.